Messenger RNA from Bufo gargarizans (Asiatic toad), 1826 nucleotides. RefSeq names its product zinc finger protein OZF-like. The transcript is spliced from 4 exons. Gene Ontology annotation, molecular function: DNA-binding transcription factor activity, RNA polymerase II-specific; RNA polymerase II cis-regulatory region sequence-specific DNA binding. The coding region runs from base 24 to 1376 and encodes 450 amino acids. Lineage: Eukaryota; Metazoa; Chordata; Amphibia; Anura; Bufonidae. Gene Ontology annotation, biological process: regulation of transcription by RNA polymerase II; central nervous system development. Gene Ontology annotation, cellular component: nucleus. The record is from RefSeq and is a predicted model, not a curated record.
ACAAGGACCUGUACAAGGAGGCCAUGAUGGAGGAGCACCAGCCUCUUAUAUCACAAGAUGGAUCCAGGAGGAGAAAUCCACCAGAGAGAUGUCCCCGUCCUCUAUAUUCCCAGGACUCUCCAGAGGAGAAGUUCCCGGAGAACCCUCAGAUGAUAAAUCAGGGGGAAGAACUGACUGAUAUUAAAGUGGAGGAUGAAGAAGAGAGGAUGAUGGGUGAUCCAUCGUGUAGGAGUGAGGAGGAGGAAGACAUACCAGGAGAUAUCACCACAGCAGAAAAUCCCAGUACAAAUUCUGAAGGAAACUUAUUGUCACUAAAUUAUAAAGUAGAAGAUGAAGAUAUGCAGCCCUCUUCAGGAGAAAAUAUUAAUGGGCAUCCAGGACUUCACAGUACAGAUCUGUCAUAUAAUCUUCCUGAUUAUGAGAAACCUUCUCUUGACCAGAAAGAGCGUGCCAUUUUUCAAUAUGGUAAAGAGUUCACAAAAAGAUCAAGUCUUUUUACAUACAGAAAAAUUUGCAUCGGGGAGAAGCCAUACUCCUGUUCAGAAUGUGGGGAGUGCUUUACAGAUAAAUCACGUCUUGUUAGACAUAAAAAUAAACACACAGGAGAGAUGUUUAAAUGUUUAGAAUGUGGGAAAGGUUUUAAAAUCAAAUCAAAUCUUGCUAUACAUGAGAGAAUUCACACAGGAGAGAAGCCAUAUUCAUGUUCAGAAUGUGGGAAAUGUUUUAGAAAUAAAUCACAUCUUGUUACACAUGAGAGAAAUCACACAGGAGAGAAGCCAUUUUCGUGUUCAGAAUGUGGGAAAUGUUUUAAAGAUCAAUCAGGUCUUGUUAGACAUAAGAGAAGUCACACAGGAGAGAAGCCAUAUUCAUGUUCAGAAUGUGGGAAAUGUUUUACACAAAAAUCUGAUCUUGUUAGGCAUGAGAGAAGUCACACAGGAGAGAAGCCGUUUUCGUGUCCAGAAUGUGGGAAAUGUUUCACACAAAAAUCUGAUCUUGUUAAGCAUGGGAGAAGUCACACAGGAGAGAAGCCAUAUUCAUGUUCACGAUGUGGGAAAUGUUUUACACAAAAAUCAGAUCUUGUUAAGCAUGAGAGAAGUCACACAGGAGAGAAGCCAUAUUCAUGUUCAGAAUGUGGGAAAUGUUUUACACAAAAAUCUAAUCUUGUUACACAUCAGAGAUUUCAUACAGGAGAGAAGCCGUAUUCAUGUUCAGAAUGUGGGAAAUGUUUUACUGAAAUACCAGGUCUUGUUAGACAUGCGAUUAGUCACACAGGAGAGAAGCCGUAUUUGUGUUCAGAAUGUGGGAAAUGUUUUACACAAAAAUCAAAUCUUCUUACACAUCAGAGAAGUCACACAGGAGCAAAUUUCUGUAAUUGAUUCCAUUUGGGUACAAAUAAAUUCAAACCAAAUAUAAAGAUUGCCCUAAUAUAUUAUGGAUGACAUUCUGAAGUCUUGUAGGGCUUUAACGUCAAGGCAGCAUUGGCAAUCUUAAAGUGGCAGUAAAAUAUAUAGAUAUGGAUAAACAGAUGGUGGCCGGUGGUAAUAGGCAAACUGUUUAACAACACAUUGCACUUUUGGCUUUGUUACGCUUUUUAAAAUAAAAUAAAAAUUCCAACCCUUUUUUCGGGGAGAUUCGAUGGUAUGGACGUUACAUUGACGACUUGCUGCUGGUAUGGUUGGGCGGUGUGGCGGACAUACCACCGUUCUCCUCUUAUUUGAAUAAAUGUAUUGAAACUCUCUCUUUCAGUGUUCACCAUGAAACUAUGUCUGUUCAUUUUUGGGAUUUUUGUUUGAAAGGCGACAUUGCAGAAUCUACGGUCCGUACAU